AUGGCUUCAUCGAUACCAUACGCUUUAGAUUUGUGCAAAGAUUUUUUUCGUACUCAUUAUAAAGAUGAUAUAUUGAAUUUAAUGAAAACAAUUGAUAGCACAACAAAAGUGAAAAGUUUACCACUCAAUUAUCAUCGAUUAGUUCAAUAUAACAUUUCACUUGCUGAACUAUUAUUUGGUAGAAUUGCAAAAUAUUUUUUUGAAAAAUUAAAUCAUGCAUUGAAAUUAGUCGUUUUGGAAUUGGCAUCACUGAAUGACAAAGAACAAGAAGAACUUUCAGAUGGUUAUUCUACAAAGUACGAUGGAAUAUUGUUUAAAGUAAAAAUUUAUAAUCUGCCUUGGGGAAAUACCGGUCUUGUACGCUAUAAAAUUCCAAAUAGUCAAGAUCGAGGCAUGUUCAUAUGUUUCUGUGGAACGGUGAUCCGUGUUGGUUCUGUAUUUGUAUUUGAUGCCACUAGAUCAUUCCAAUGUGAAGAAUGUAGAUCAAUUGUAUCGGUGGAAAAAGAAAUAAGUACGCAAAAUGUUGUCAUUAAACCGAAGCAUUGUUCAAUGCCUGAUUGCCAGAGUACUAAGUUUAAACAACUUAAAGAUGCUGAAUCAGCGAAUCGUUAUGAUUAUCGAGAAAUUAAAGUACAAGAAAGUCUACAACGAAUGACAAGCAAUAAUCUACCACGAUCAUUUAGUGUUACAUUGGAACAUGAUCUUGUGGAAAGUUGCAAACCCGGUGAUGAUGUUGCUGUUUAUGGUUUCGUGCAAGAUCGUUGGCAAUCAUCUCAUCCUGGCUCACGUGGUAAUAGUUCAUUGUAUUUGGAAGCCAAUAAUGUUGUUGUUCUCAACGCCCAAUCAACAAAUUUAUCACCGCUCGCUUAUGAGCAAUUUGAAGCAUACUGGGCUAAUAACGUUCGUACUCCAUUAUCAGCACGUAAUAAAAUACUUGCCAGUAUUUGCCCACAACUCUAUGGAUUAUAUCUUAUUAAGCUGGCCAUUGGAUUAGUUUUAGCCGGCGGUGUAGCCUGUUCGGAUCAAGACCAUGGCAUUAGAGUUCGACGACAUUCUCAUUUAUUACUUGUUGGUGAUCCAGGAACUGGUAAAUCGUUAUUUUUGAAAUAUAUUGCAAAAAUGAUGCCACGAGCUGUUUUAACUACUGGCAUCGGUUCGACCAGCGCCGGUUUGACAGCAGUUGCUGUUCGAGAUGGUCCCGAUUGGGUAUUGGAAGCUGGUGCUUUAGUAUUGGCUGAUGAAGGAAUAUGCUGCAUUGAUGAAUUUAAUACAAUGCGUGAGCAUGAUAAAACAUGUAUUUUAGAAGCAAUGGAACAACAAACAUUGAGCAUUGCCAAAGGUGGCAUGUGUAUGAAAUUACAAACACGAUGUUCAAUAGUUGCUGGCUGUAAUCCAAAAGGACUCUAUGAUAAAAAUGAUCCGAUAACAAUUAAUGUUGCAUUAUCUUCACCAUUACUGUCACGUUUUGAUUUAAUAUUGAUGAUGUUAGAUGUGGAAAAUAAAGAUUGGGACAAUGUUGCUGCAACAUAUAUUCUAGAAGGAAUCGAUUUACUUGGUCAUGGUUCAACAUCUAACCCAUGGAGUAUAACAAAAAUGCGCGAUUAUUUUAUCUGUAUUAAACCAUUAGAACCGGAAAUGAGUUCGAAUGCAAGUAUCAUCAUAACAAACUACUACACGUUAGCUCGUAAAGCAGCUGAAGAAACGAACCGACGUGUGACGGUCAGACAAUUAGAAUCGACUGUUCGUUUGGCACAGGCACAUGCCAAAUUGAUGUUUCGAAAGACGGUCGAUGUCAUUGAUGCAAUUAUUGCCGUUGUAUUAAUGGAAGCAAGUCUAAAUGGUUGUGGACAAUUAUUUAAUGGAGAAUUAAAUACAUUACAUACAGCAUUUUCAUCUCAGCCAGAAUUAGAAUAUCAAAAUCUAGUUUCAUUAGUAUUAAAUUGGCUUGGUUUAACUGAAUUACGUGAUCUUGAAUUGAGACGUAUCGAUGAAGAAUAUGAUUUUAUCGAUAAUUGGACAGAAGAUGUUAUUGAUCAACAAAACAAGAGCUGUACAAUUUCUAAAAAGCAAUCGUCAUCAACACCAUCACUGAUAGAUACAUCUCAGUUAAAAAUGAACAGUACAGGUGGAUUCAAAAUGCCAUCAAGUCAUUCAACCUAUAUUUCAUCACCAUCCAAUUUAUUAUCAACCCAAAUAAACCAAUUGAAACAUUUUGAUUUGAUUCGACAAGGUGGAGGUGUUAAAAAAGAUACUCUUCCAUCAAUGAUAUCAUCAACAAUGACCACUACAAUAUCUGCAGACAAAUUAUCUUCUACCACAUCAUUAUCAGAUAACGAUAAAAAUUUUAUAUCAACACCACAUGAUAUCGUAUCGUUGAAAUUAGACUUUCCCAUUAGUCCAAUCGUUGAACAUAAUAUAAUGUCAAAAGUAGUUUCAUCACAGUCAAUCAUUCCUAAAACACGAACGAAUAAAAAUGAUCUUGUUCUACAACAUUCAGUAUCUCCUAGAGAUGAACAAAUAAAUAGUCCUGAACCGAAACGUCAACGAACAACAACCAUUGCACCAGCAACAAAACUAAAAUUAGAUUUUUUUCGAAAAGAAGAAAAAGAAGUUAAAAAUGAAUCGUUUCUAAUACAAAAGGAUGAUAUAAAUACUGAUUCAAUAUCGACAACAUUGGUUCAAUAUGAACAAGAAAAUAUUGAAACAUUAUUAACAGUAGCAGCAGUGCAACCUCAAUUAGACGUUAAAUUAAGUACAAUUGGUGAUUUAAAUGAAGAAGAUUUUGAUUUAAACUUUCUUUGA
Molecule: messenger RNA, 2802 nt
Organism: Didymodactylos carnosus
Lineage: Eukaryota; Metazoa; Rotifera; Eurotatoria; Philodinida; Philodinidae
Source: the annotation of a GenBank genome assembly